AUGCCCGAGCCAGUCGUGAUUGCGACUUCGAUCUUCUCGGGGUUCAAUUCAUUCGUCAAAGCAAUCAGUCUCGCAGCGCACUACAAAGAGGUACCGAACGAGGUCAGGCAAUUACAUACUAAUAUCGAAAGGGCCGAGAGUGCCAUCAACAUCGCCAGACGGCUCCUUCGCUCGAAAGCACACUACCUGGAUCCUCGACUACUUCAGGAGACGGAGGAGAGUAUCGAAAAGACUAAUAGUGCUCUUCUGUUGGUUCGUGACUCGAUCGAAGCAUGCCGAAAGGACCUCGAAAUCCGUCAGACGGUGACACCCAAGAAUCGAGUCGCCUGGCUGCUAUGGAAGAACCAGGAGUUUUUGUCACAACUUCAAACAUUGGGGAACUGUCUGGGUGCGCUGGACCGAGACAUUGGGCGGUUGGAAAUGGCUCAUCCGCCCAUUGUCUUCGUGAACGGCAAUUUGGGCCCGCCGGCCUACGCUGAUAAUGAUCGUAAAUCAGGCAAGGGUACUACUUUCAGAGUCGAGGCAGACGACGAGGAGGAAAAGAAGCCGCCCUUUCCACGCAGCCCCACCAAAAGGAUACGCUCAAAAUCACGCAGCAACAAUGGCAGCCAAGUCAAUCUCAAUCUGGACAAGCGGACCGGCACACGGCGCGGUGGAUUGCGAAAUCUAUCACCUCAAUUCGCAGACGGCGAUGAGGGCUACGAGUCUGACGAGCUUUCGCUACGUCCACGGUCCGGAGAUGACCAAACCACCCCAGACGCAACGGAAGACCUCGCUCUCUUCGCCAACGCCACCAUCGGCAUCGGCGUCGACGACGACUCUGGCCUCGGCCUCGGUCUGUCCAUAUCGCAGGGCCAACUGAGCGUACGGCAGAUGGACUUUCUACAGCAAGCUGGCCCGGCGAUCGCUGCGGCGGCCACGUCCCGGUCCAGGCCCGCUAUCUCCGAACUGCCAGGACCAUCAGAGCCACAUGGCGAAGCGGAGCAACAGCCGAAACCAGACCCUGGCGCAAUACAGACACCGACAUCGAUACCGAUACCGACACCGACACCAAAUCUUUACGCCUUGUCCUCCAAGAAUCCGUGGCGCAGGCUCGCGGUCCAGCAAUCCACCUCCACGUUGAACGGUUCGGUCGGUACAUACCACCGCGUAGACCCGCCCAACGCAGUCGACCCCGAACCCGACGCCGCGAGCGUGAUUUCGACGACCACAACGGCGGUGGAAGACGUGGACGAAUCAGACAUCACUAGGAACUUGCUCGGACUCAGCGUCACGGCGCCGGCUGUGCCGACUGGAGCUGGUUCUGGUUCUGGUUCUGGUUCAACCUCAAGCAUUGGGCUUCUGUCUCCAGAAUUGGAGCCGAAGAAGGUCAAGUGGCGGCGGAAAUCGGUGUUCAUCUGA
Cladophialophora carrionii CBS 160.54 is the source of this 1401-nucleotide messenger RNA. RefSeq lists its product as uncharacterized. Lineage: Eukaryota; Fungi; Ascomycota; Eurotiomycetes; Chaetothyriales; Herpotrichiellaceae. The record is from RefSeq and is a predicted model, not a curated record. Bases 1 to 1401 code for a protein of 466 amino acids. The transcript has a single exon.